Pogoniulus pusillus (Red-fronted tinkerbird) is the source of this 8152-nucleotide messenger RNA. It is a transcript of the gene CUX2, whose product is annotated as cut like homeobox 2. The coding region runs from base 1508 to 6118 and encodes 1536 amino acids. Gene Ontology annotation, cellular component: nucleus. Gene Ontology annotation, biological process: regulation of transcription by RNA polymerase II. The transcript is spliced from 17 exons. NCBI's taxonomy places the organism in Eukaryota, Metazoa, Chordata, Aves, Piciformes, Lybiidae. Gene Ontology annotation, molecular function: DNA-binding transcription factor activity, RNA polymerase II-specific; RNA polymerase II transcription regulatory region sequence-specific DNA binding. The record is from RefSeq and is a predicted model, not a curated record.
GCUCAGCUCAGCUCGUGUACUUACUGGUGUUAUUAAUGGCUGUGGGAGCAUCCAGUCUGGUUGGGGCUGUGCCACAUUGCCAUGACCCUCCUGCUUUGAUGGUGAACUCCUGCAUCCUCAGGGGGAAACCAGCCUGCUGGAUGCCAGGCUGUGACAUGCUAUGAGCCAAAGGCUGGCAUGAGCAGCCCAGGAGGGUCCCAGGCAGAGUAGAGUGCUUGUUUCAGUGCCAAACCUGGCAGUGUGUUGACAGGGCUCAGCACCCACCUCUGGAUGUGUCCCUGUGGUUGGAAUCUGGGCACAAACCUCUUAUCUCCACCUAUCCACAAACUGUGAUAUCCAGGAGGAAGUAGGGGGCACAGUCCCUGUGGAGAGGGAUUCUCAGGGGCUUUUGACAUUAGUGUGUUUGGUUUGGCAGUCACUGGUCCUGCAGGGAAGCCACUUGGUGGGUGCUGUGGUGGGUCCCUGAACCACACAGCAGCAAUUCUGUGGGAUGAGAGGGCAGUGCCAGCUUGGUGGGACUCCCAAACCCUAAUACUGGGGGACACUUGUCUUGGUUUAUCAAGGAAUAUCCAUGCUGGACACUUGCAACAAGGAUCAUGGUCUAAGUCCUGAAUCUUUCAGUCUCACCCCAAAGAUGCCUGGUGCUGAGGGUGGGCUGUGCCAGCACAGUUCCAAACCACCCCAAAUAUCAUGGAGGGCCCACGGUGGUACCAGACUCUCUUCAUUCCACACUGCUGCUGUCUCAGAUGGGGACUUGCUGAGCAGAAGAAUCAUAGAAUCAGUCAGAGUUGGAAGGAACCACAAGGAUCAUCUAAUUCCAACCCCCCUGCCAUGGGCAGGGACACUCUACCCUAGAUCAGGAUGGUCAGAGCCUCAUCCAGCCUGGCCUUAAACACCUCCAGGGAACGGGCCUCAACCGCUUCUCUGAGCAACCCAUUCCAGAGUCUCACCACUCUCAUGGUGAAGAACUUCCUCCUCAUGUCCAGUCUGAACCUAUCCAUUUCCAGCUUUGCUCCAUUCCCUGAUUCCCUGAGCUGCUCCAUGUCCUGAUUGGAGCAGACUCAGCCAGUUACUUGAUUUUUUUCCUAUCACUGUUAUUAUUUUUUACCCUUGGGUGCCUGCCACGCGUCCAUGCCAUACAGUAGUGAGCCCAGCUCUGUCCCACUUCCAUGUUUGUCUAACUUUUUGACCCUGGAGGCUUCAGAUCUAUUUUCUUUCCUCUUCUGUUCUGAAAAACAAACAAAAAAACCAACCAAAAACCAGCCAAACCAAAACAAAACCCAACUCCAAACCUAUAUUAACCUGGCUCAAUAGGAGGCAUUUUCUUGAACUUAUUAAAAAAUUCAGACUUGUAAAUUAAUUUGUUCAUGUUGUACAAUGGCAGUGCAGAUGGACUCAUUAGCAUGCACACAACAAAUAAUUAUAGAUGAAUUUUUAGCUGGCCUGCUUAAUGGGCUUGCUGGGUUAAUUAUGUCAAUGUAUAAUUACAUCAGCCCUGGGAGACAUAAUGGCACACCCUGCUGAGCAGACACUAGCUAAUGAUGGUGUAAUGCUGACAGAGGGAAGACGGACGGCUCAGAAUGCACCUGCUUACCUCGGCACAAACAGCCAUUGUCUGUGCCCAAACUGGCCAGCGCUGGUGGCACUGGGGCCACCGUGGAUUUGGGGGCCGCUGGCUCAUGGUACUGGAGCCAUCAGAGUUGCAGGAGCCACCCACUGGCUUGGAAAGGUGAUGAUCCCCCAUGCAUCCUCACCAACACUUGGGACUGGUGAUGGAAAGUGUGAGGAACAGGGAAUGUUCCUGUGGGAUCGAGGUGUCCCACAGCAGCACCCAGCAGCAUGGGAGGGCACUUGGUCUGGUUUGAAGCAAGGUGUGGAGAGUGGCUCUCCUAAGGUGGGCAGCAGGUCCCUAGGAAAGUGGGAGAGGGUCAGUGUUGGCAUCGUUGCAGCUCUGUUCCACAUCCCAUGUCCUGCAGACCCUGCUCCUGUGCUGGAGGCUGCCCGGAGCCUGGAGGACCGGUUGCAGCAGCUCCAGCGCCUCGAGCCCGAGCCACCCCCACUGAAGGACCUCAACCGCCCCUGGAAGAAGCACCCGGAGCUGCUCAUCACCAAAGAGCGCAGAGACAGGACAUCACCGGCAGCUGGGCUUGCAGCAGCAGCUGAGCCCCCAGUCUCCAGCACUGACAGCAAAGCACCGUGCACAGAAACCUUGCUGCAGAGAAAUGAGGCAGAAAAGCAAAAGGGGCUGCAGGAAGCACAGGUCACUUUGGCUGCUCGUCUUGGGGAGGCAGAGGAGAAGAUCAAAGUACUUCACGCAGCAUUGAAGGCCACCCAGACAGAGCUUCUAGAGCUGCGGUGUAAAUACGAUGAGGAAGCUGCAUCCAAGGCAGAUGAAGUAGCCAUGAUCAUGACAAACCUUGAAAAAGCCAACCAGCGAGCAGAGGCAGCACAGAGGGAAGUGGAGAGCUUGCGUGAGCAGCUGGCAGCUGUCAAUAGCUCCCUGCGCCUGGCCUGCUGCUCCCCAACAGGCACUGCUGGGGACAAAGUGAACUAUUCCAUGUGCUCAGGGUCGAGGCUGGAGGCGGCGCUGGCUGCCAAGGACCGGGAGAUCCUGCGGCUCUUGAAGGAUGUCCAGCACCUCCAGAGCUCACUGCAGGAACUGGAAGAGUCCUCUGCCAACCAGAUCGCCGAGCUGGAGGGGCAGCUGGCCGCCAAGAAUGAAGCCAUCGAGAAGCUGGAGGAGAAGCUGCAGGCACAGGCAGACUACGAGGAGAUCAAAACAGAGCUGAGCAUCCUGAAGGCGAUGAAGGUGGCCUCUGCCAGCUGCAGCCUUCCCCAGGCAAGUGCCACGGUGGGUGCCGACCUGCUCGCCAGGCUGGAGCACACGUGCCAGCCCUGCCGCCGGUGCCUCCACCACCCUUUCCCAUCUCGGCUUGGCUCCUUGCAGAGCAUAUCAAAGGCGGAGGAGGCCCUGCUCCUAGGGAAGGAGGCUUUCUACCCCUCCCAGAAGUACCUGCUGGAGAAGCCCAACCUCCUGGCUAACACUGAGGAGGAUCACUCCGAAGAUGAGUCGGGAAAGGAUUCCUUGGGCAUGGAACAGCCGUACCCAUCCCCCCAGCACGCCUCAGCAGAUGAACCCACCUCUCCCACUCCCCUUCCACCUCUACCUGGCCCUGGCUUGGCCCCUGAUGGCCCCCGGACUUUCUCGAUGUCCCCCUUCCCAGGGGGCGAGCGACUUUCAGGGGACCCCAAGACUCCCCACCUCCCACCGCCCACCUACAAGAGCGAGAGUGCUGGGGGGACACCGUCCUUUCCCUCCACCUUCUUUGGGGCCAAAAGCAGCACUGUGCCCCCCAGCACCACACCAACUACCAGUGCAGCCAGCCCACCCGGUGAGCCGUCCGAGAGCAGUGCUGGCAGCUCUGCCGAGGAGGAGCAACUGGACACAGCCGAAAUCGCCUUCCAGGUGAAGGAGCAGCUGCUGAAGCACAACAUCGGGCAGAGGGUGUUCGGGCACUAUGUGCUGGGGUUGUCACAGGGCUCUGUCAGUGAGAUCCUGGCGCGGCCCAAGCCCUGGCGCAAGCUGACGGUGAAGGGCAAGGAGCCGUUCAUCAAGAUGAAGCAGUUCCUCUCCGACGAGCAGAAUGUGCUGGCCCUGAGAACUAUCCAGGUGCGCCAGAGAGGUAGCAUCACACCACGGAUCAGGACGCCCGAGACUGGCUCUGAUGACGCCAUCAAAAGCAUCCUGGAGCAGGCAAAGAAGGAGAUCGAGUCACAGAAGGGAGGGGAACCCAAAACUCCAUCAGCAUCACAGGCAGUGGCCAACGGGACAGGUGGCAGCAGCUCAGAGGACGCCAUCAAGAACAUCCUGGAGCAGGCACGGCGGGAGAUGCAGGCACAGCAGCAGGCGCUGCUGGAGAUGGAGUCGGGGGGCAGUGGGCACCCUGGGGACACGUCACCAGCUGAACGCUCCACACUGGCCACUGUCAACCAGAAUAUUGUCUCCACCUAUGUCAAGCAAGAGGAGGGGAGCGGGGCCAGCCCCAGCCCCCAGCAGACACCUCUGGCUGUCCUCUCACCUGCUGCCUUCGUCCAGAGCAUCAUCCGGAAGGUGAAGUCAGAGAUUGGUGAUGCUGGCUCCUACUUUGACCAGCACUGGGCAUCCGAGCGGAGCCUGCUCAGCCGACCCUACACUUCUGUCUCACCAUCGCUCUCCUCCUCCUCCUCGAGCUACUCCAGCAUGGCCAAUGGUCGGGGAUGGCCACGGGGAGAGCCUGGUGAGAGUGGUACCAACGAGGAUGAGCUGCCACCAGCAGAUGAUGAGCCCCACCGGCUGUCGGAGAUGAAGACAGAGGGAGCUGGCAUGGAACCAGCGGCUGGUGGUCGUCUCUCCUACUACCCUGCCUAUGUGCCACGGACCCUGAAGCCCACCGUGCCACCACUCACACCAGAGCAGUAUGAGAUGUACAUGUACAGGGAGGUGGACACUUUGGAGCUGACUCGGCAGGUCAAGGAGAAGUUGGCCAAGAAUGGCAUCUGCCAGAGGAUCUUUGGAGAGAAGGUGCUGGGGCUGUCCCAGGGCAGCGUGAGUGACAUGCUAUCGCGACCCAAGCCAUGGAGCAAGCUGACACAGAAGGGUCGGGAGCCCUUCAUCCGCAUGCAGCUCUGGUUGACUGACCAGCUGGGCCAGGGCAUCAGCCAGCAGCCGACAGCCUCACAGGCCAGCCCGGCGGAGCCCCAGCCAUCCCCCUCGCCGCCCCCCAGCCCCACUGAGCACGAGAAGGGUUGCCAGGAGCCACUCACCCUGGCCUUGGAGAGCAGCAAAGAAAACCAGCAGCCUGAGAGCCGGUCAACACCUGUCCUGGGUGGGAAGACAUACUCCAACAACCAGGGACCCAUGGGCAUCCAGGAGAUUGUUGCCAUGUCUCCUGAGCUGGACACCUACUCCAUCACCAAGAAGGUCAAGGAGGUCUUGACGGACAACAAUUUAGGCCAGCGGCUGUUUGGGGAGAGCAUCCUGGGCCUGACACAGGGCUCGGUGUCCGAUCUCCUCUCCAGGCCCAAGCCGUGGCACAAGCUGAGCCUGAAGGGGAGGGAGCCCUUCGUCCGCAUGCAGCUCUGGCUCAAUGACCCGCACAAUGUGGAGAAGCUGCGUGACAUGAAGAAGCUGGAGAAGAAAGCCUACCUGAAACGCCGCUACGGGCUGAUGAACGCUGGCUCAGACAGUGAGUCCCCCAGUGCCCGCUCCGAGUGUGCCAGCCCCAGCCUGCAGCCGCAGGACCUCAGCCUCCUCCAGAUCAAGAAGCCACGGGUGGUGCUAGCCCCAGAGGAGAAGGAAGCCCUGAAGAAAGCCUACCAGCUAGAGCCCUACCCCUCCCAGCAGACCAUCGAGCUGCUCUCCUUCCAGCUCAACCUCAAGACCAACACUGUCAUCAACUGGUUCCACAACUACAGGUCACGGAUGCGCCGGGAGAUGCUGGUGGAGGGUUCUCAGGACAACGACACAGACCCAGAGCAGAGUGGUGGGGUCGCCACUGCUGGGCGCCGGCCCCCCAACAGCCCUGAUUCAGAUGCUGAGGACCGUAAACCCGUCUUUGGGGGGAGCGAGCACCCCUGCUCCACCACCACCCCCAUGAAGGUGAAGGAGGAGCAGGGGCAAGCUGGCGGCUGGGGCCACCGACGGGACUCACACAGCCCAGCUGGGGCAGCUGAGGGGACAGGACCUCCCCAGGAGGAGCAUGGGUCUGCUCCCCAUGCCACCUCCCCCAGUGCUGGUAGCCUCCCGCGGCGAGGAGGCCGUGCUGGUGCUGCCACCGGAGCAACCGCACCCCCCCACACGCACCCUGACAGCUCCCAGUCCUCAUCAGGAUCAUCCCGUUGCAGCUUGGAGGUUUCCCCAACGUCACCCUCGGCCGCAUCCUCGCCUGGCCUCACCGGCUCAGCCUCACCGGGGCCAUCCUCUGCUGGGCCAGUUUCACCAGCACUGCCACCAGCUCCCGGCCCCCGGCUCAACACCAGCGUCCAGCGGCGCCACGAGAAGAUGGCCAACCUCAACAACAUCAUCCAUCGCUUGGAGCGGGCUGCCAACCGCGAGGAAGCCCUCGAAUGGGAGUUCUGAGCCCUCCUAAUGCCCUAAAUAUAUAUACACAACCCCCCUAUAUAUAUAUAUAUAUAUUUUGUUAUAUAUAUAUAAAACACCGAGAGGUGACCGGCAGCUGGCACCAUGGAGGGGAAAACCCAUGGAAAGGGAGGUCCCCACUACAAAGCUGACUCCCUCCUCCCCUGCAUUGUUUUAAAUGUGAAAAACUGGGAACAAUUUUAGCAGAGAAAAGAAAAAAAAACCCCAAACAAAAAAAUAUUUAUAGACCUCUUUUAGAUAUUUUAAUAAAAGGAUACUUUGGAAUUUAUUAACAGCUUAAGCUGCUUUGAUAUUAAAGAUAGCUCUAAAAAUCAAGAUGAUGUAGCAGUCGUGUCAUGAAAUGUACACUGAAGUCUUGUAGUUUGCCACUGGAUGAGAUUAAAACAAAAAGAAACAAAACACAAACUAAAAAUAAACAACAAAAAAACCAACAAAAAAACCAACAAAAAAACCAACAAAAAAACCCCAAAAAAAACAAACCCACAGAAAAGACUUAACUGAGCAAAGCCAUCAAGAAGCACUAUGAGACUGACCAAAUAAACUGUUCCCACCCCUGUCUGUAAGACACUGCAUCGCUUCUACCCCAGCCAGAGACUGCACCAUAGUCCCUGAAGACUCUAAAGUGAGACCCCCCCCCGAUGCCAUCGAGUAUCUGUUUAGUUCUGGUGGUUUAUGUUUUUGGAACCCUUUGUAACACAGGACGUCCCGUGCGGUUGUAUAUGUUGUAGAGAUGUCUGCAAUAGCCUUCUGGAACAAGAUGUAGCAUGGUCCCAACGCUGUCCCUUGUGCUUCCUCCAGCCGGCAACCGGUGGCAGCUCCGGUAUGGUGCAGUGCUCUCCUGCCAGCUCCCGAAGGAAGAGAGAAAAUGAUGAGAAGGCAAACAAAUCAAGCCCUGCUUGUCGUUUUGGGAGUGAGAGGAGAAGAGGUACCUGGGUGUCAGGCUUGGGGAUGGCUCUGGCUUGCUGGGGUUGGACAUCCAUGGAAUCCUGGUUCCCUAUGCUCUGUUGUAAUCCAUUUGGGAAAGAAAAAGAGCUGGAGCCUGUGAGCCUUGCCCCGGGGGCACUGAUGCUUGUGCAUGAGCACCCAAAAAUCAUGAGCCAUGUGCUCAUGAGGAGGUCAAACCCUCUUAGCGUCACAUCCAGUUUUGAGGCUGAAGCAUUUUUUUUUUUAGAGAGAGCAUCUGGGCAAGAGGAUUGUCCCCUUGCUGUGGCUGUAUCCCCAGGCAGUGGCUGCUGGUGGAGCUGGGAUGAGCCUUGGGGUGCCGCACCAGGCUUCUGCUUGAAUUGGGCAAGCUCAGACCUCAACUGGGCAAAGCACCAUCACUCUUGGGCUUUCAAGGGCUGAACCUGUGUGAAAGUGCAGAAGUUUGGUGGUGGCACCAUCCUGAUGUGCUCCUCACUGCCUCCCUGACUCCACUACAGCCAACCAGCCUGUGCCAACAAAUUGCCUUUAAAUAAUGUACUGUGGCCCAUGCUGGGCUGCUGUGCCCCAUCCCCUGACCACGUGGCAUCAGCCACCAAGGCCACCACUGCUGGGAGGCCUCCUCUGCCAGGCUCCAAGUCUAUGCAUUGACUGAUACCCCCACUGUCUACAUUUUUAUCACAAUAAAGGUAUUUUUCUAUCUGGGUGGUAGCUGAGGAGUGAUGCUAACAGUGGUUCUGCCAAGGCACAGCUCUCCUUGCCCACCUGCCCUGCCCCAGCAAGCCCCAGCUUGCCCACAGCCACUCUUCUUCCCUGCCACCGCGCCGCAGAAGGUUGGGGUGUGACUGUUGACUGCUCUUCUCUAUCAUGUGCUAGUGGGAGCUUUAGUGGAAUAGGACUCAAGGAAGCACUUAGGAGAGCCUUGAGCACGGCAAUCCUGUUGUAUCGAAGCUGGCGGGACAUACCGGUCACGUUUUUGUUAGGCUCAUCUACUGUACUUCAAAAGUUUCUAUGAGCUCGAUGAACUUUGUUUAACACUUUUGGAAGGAACAAGUUCUGUAAAGAGCCACUAAAUACAGAAGUUGGAUACGA